AUGUGGACAUGCCCUAAACUUCCUGGGUACUUCAAAGCUUCUGGCCUUCUCUGCUACACUUCUAUGCCCUCUGUAUUCUCUUCCAACACCUGGAACAUGCUCAGAUCUGGAAAUACUGGUGUUAGCUCUGAACUUGGUCAUUUUUGGCCAUAUCAACAAACUCUCUGUUCUCUGGCUAUUCUGAGCCCAGAAGAAAACACAUCAUUGGCUUUCUGCCAGUUAAAUCCUAUGGAUUUCUAUGCCACCUCUUCCUUAAACUAUGAUCUUUUACACUGGGAUCAAGGAAGUUUUGGCAUUAUCAACUGA
Molecule: messenger RNA, 306 nt
Organism: Laccaria bicolor S238N-H82
Lineage: Eukaryota; Fungi; Basidiomycota; Agaricomycetes; Agaricales; Hydnangiaceae
Exons: 5
Coding region: 1-306 (101 amino acids)
Source: RefSeq, a predicted model, not a curated record